UGUGAAGAUCACAAGCCCUAUCACAUGCUGCCUCCAAGACUUAGUGAAGAUCUCUGUAGUUUGCGCAGUGGGGAAGAUAAGCUGACAAUAUCUGUUAUUUUCACCAUAAACAAAGAUGGUUUAUUCACCAAAGAGCCUAGCAUUGUGGAAUCUGUCAUAUUUUGUGACAAAAAUUUGAAUUACAAUGAAGUGGAGCAAAUAAUUGAAGACCAGACAACAACCAAGGAGUUUUUUCCUGUGAAAAUGCUUUAUGACCUGUCACAUGCUCUCCGUAUUAAGCGUUUAGGAACCGGAGCUUUUUUCCUUUAUGAUGCUGACCAUUUGCAAGAUUCAUCAAACUUUAAGAGCCACCAGUUAGUGGAAGAGUGGAUGAUAGAAGCAAACAAACAUGUGGCAGGAGUCCUUUUGAAGGCAUACCCUGACAGCACAAUUCUGGUGCAACAUCUUCCUCCAAGGGAAGAAUUAUACACCAUUUGGAAAGAUAACUUCAAGCAUUUCCUGCCAAAUAUGCUUUACUUUGACCCCCAUAGAUUACAAUUGCCAUGUCUUGGUAAUGUUCCACAAUAUGUUAUGCCUAAGGUUGAAAUAAAGGAAGACAUAUGGAAAGCAAUAGAGAAUGCUGUUAAUUGUGAUGACUGGAAGACCGCUUUCACUCUUGUUUGUCAGGAGCAAAAGCAUCCUCAGCAUGCCCAUGUAUUACAACAGUGGUUCAGUAUUCAGAUGCACCGAAGAGUCACUUGUUCUGCUUAUGUUAAACCUAAUGAAAUAGUACACUCUGGAAUGAACAUAGGACCUUAUACCCAGUUUACUUCUCCAGUGCGCAGAUACAUUGAUCUGAUUGUGCACAGAUUAUUGAAAGCACAUUUGGGGAACAUGGCAUCCCCAUAUAAUUCAGAAGCAGUUCAGAAAAUAUGCCAUCUCUACAAUCUUGGUGUACUGAAACAGAAACAUUUUAGUAAGGAUUGUGAUUGUUUAGCCUAUGCUUUUAAAUUGUCCAGUGACCCUGUAAGGCCUCAUUAUACAAUAGUAGAGGCCAUGGAAGAAGACCACAUUCUGUUCAGAAAUCCAGAUUACAAUUUUGUCCCAAAGAGAUGUGAAACAAUCAAAUAUGCAUCCCUUUCCUUGCAAGAAAAGCCUGAAUUGCCAGAGGAUAAUAAAGCAAGAACUGUGCUGGCUUGGGGAAAGCGAAUUUAUGACCAAAUACCAAAUGAAAGCCAGGCAUUAUCAGUAAGCCAAACAGAACUUGAUACAAAAAGGCAUGUCCGUCAGAUUGCAGGCAGGGAUUGGCAGAUCAUGUUAGACAAAUUCAUGAAGGGGGACCAAGAUGGGUCAAAAAAUUUUCUUCAGAAAAUUGUGAAAAAUGUGAAACGGAGGCAAGUGGAUCCUUAUCUAACCUCAGAAUCACCAGGUGGCGGAAUGAUUUUUGAUCACUUCAAACAGUUUUCUCUAUUGCUUAAAGGGGGAGAUGUUUUAAAGUUAUUUUUCACAGCUGAGAUUGAACGAGGAUUUCUACGUCCAAGGGUACAGAUUUUGAGUUUGACUGACCAGUUUCAUUUGUGUGUGCACCAUAAAGAGAACCCUAUUAUAUGUUUCGAGGAUAUGGCCAGUAAGGCUAGCAAAGAACGCUACCGUGACAUAGAUGAAUACCAGCAGAUUUGGCGCCCAAUCCUUUCCAUGGAGUCUGCCUAUGAAGCAGUCAAGUCUGAUGAAUCUUUUUACAUAAACAAUGUUAAAAUCACUUGGAUACAAGAUGAGAAAAAUAAUCUGCCAGUAUACAAAGGUCAGUUUAGCCUCGGUAAAGAGUUUUGCAAGCAAAGACAUAUUUUUUUCAUGAAAGAUGUGAACGGAGAUGAAGUGGAAGAUUCUGAUGCUGAUGAGGAUGAAGAUGAAAGUGACAGCGAGGAAACCAAUGACCUGGAGCAUUUUUCAGAGUAUUUGUGCAUCAUUUGCCCAAGGAUUCCAGCUGCAGCACAAACUUAUGGAGAGAGGGAACAAAUGGGGGAGAGGGACAAAGGUGAAAGUUACAUCUGGACUGGACAUGGAGUGAUUACUGGUGUGAAAGAGCAAGGAAGUUACAUUCAUUUUAAGCUACAUGAUAAGUCUUGUCACCCUACAGAGAAAAUGCUACAGCAGCCAAGUGUGUGUACGUUAGAAGUGAUUCCAAAGACUUCAACAGAUAAGAGGAUGGAACAUGCCAUUGAGAAUCUAGACAAGGCAUCUACAUUAGCAAAAGGCAUUGCAACUGGAAACUUAUCAGAUAUUGACAAAACUAGGGAAGGGAUUAAAGUGCCCAAAGAAUUCAUUGAAGACAGCCAGAAGAAACUAGAAAGAUACAUUGCAAAAAUGAACUUUAGUCAGAAGAACGCUGUUACUGAAGCACUGAAUUCUCCUUUUUCACUCAUACAAGGGCCACCAGGAACUGGCAAAACCUGGACAGCACUUAACAUGUUGUACAUCUUGAAUGAAUGGAACAAACAAGGGUUGAACAAUGCAGAUCCUGACACUUCUCCAAAGAUCUUGGUGUGUGGGCCAUCUAACAAAUCUUUGGACCAUUUAGCAUCUAUGAUGAUGUAUCAUUUUAACCAGAAAGACAAGGAAAACAUUUGUCCAAACUUUGUUCGUGUGUAUAGUGAUACAAUUGUGUCCCAAGAUUUUCCCGUUCCUACCCAACCUGUACACAGGAGAUCAUGGAAAAAAAUGUCUACGAAUGGAGAUGAAGAGGAUGACACUGAAAUUGAUGUUCACUGCAUACCUCAGAGUCUUCACUACUUGAUCAGGGAAUGUUCAAACCGUUAUAGCAAGAAGAUCCUUCAAUUUGAUGAGAUGUUCAAAACGGAACCUCUUCUUGUAACCCAUGAAGAUGUGACAAAAUAUAAAGCAACAGUGGCCAAGGCAGAACAGGAGGCUCUACAGCAAGCGGAGGUCAUCCUCUGUACCUGCUCUGUCAGUGGUAGCCAGAAAUUGACUGGUUUAAACUUCAGGCAGCUUAUGAUAGAUGAAGCAGCAAUGUGCAUGGAACCAGAAACAAUGGUGCCAAUAGUUGCUUCAAAUGCUUACCAAGUAAUCCUUCUCGGAGACCAUCGUCAGUUACGUCCAGUGGUUCCUCUGAAAGCAGCAAGUGAUCUGGGUCUUGCCUUGUCAUUGUUUGAAAGAUACUCCUAUAAGGCUAUGAUGCUUAAAACUCAGUACAGAAUGCAUGAAACCAUAUGCCAGUUUCCAUCAGAGAAGUUUUAUGGGGGAAAACUAGAGACAGAUUCAUCACUGAAAGGAAAGUCACCAGAGUUGGAAAUUUGGUCAGGAAGGGACGAGCCCCAAGCUAUUGUAUUUUGCUGUACUGAAGGAAAGGAGACAACCCUGCCUGUUGCCACACGUGAAGGGAGCGAGAGAUCUAAGAGCAACGAAGAUGAAAUGAAACAUGUUGUGCGGAUGUACAAAAAUCUAGUCACAAAACACAACAUUGAACCCUCCAAUAUUGUGGUCCUGUCCCAGUACAAAGCUCAGGUGUAUGCUAUAAAAAAAGAACUGGAAAAAAUAAUACCUUACCCAAAUGUCAGCACUGUAGUAGGAGCACAGGGUGGGGAGUGGGACUAUGUACUCCUGAGCACAGUUCGUUCUCUCCCAGACUAUGAUAUACUUGAGAGGCCAACUCUUGGAUGGCGCAAAAAGAACCUUGGUUUUAUCAUAGACUCUAACCAGGUCAAUGUGGCACUAACAAGAGCAAAGAAGGGACUCAUUAUUGUUGGAAAUGACAAUCUGCUUAAAGUUGACAAAGUAUGGAAGUCACUGUUGGAAUAUUACCAGGAAAAGGGAUGUGUUGUAAAUGCUGAGGAUUUUCUCCCUGAAGAGAUAGAGAUGCCUCUAAUAGAAAGACCCAAGAGGAAAACACCUAAAGACCAAUAUGAAAUGUUCGCAGAUAGAAAGAAGUUCAUUGCAGACCUUCCACCCAGAUUUAGAAACCAUGAAAUGUUUAGAGAUCAUGUGAAACCUAAAAUGAAUUUAAAUGAGGAAAAUUAUACAGAUACUGAAGUGGCCAGUUUAUCAACAAGCACAGGGACUAUAAAUAGUUCGCUGUCUUCUCAGAGUAGAGGAACGAGCACUCCAGGAACACCUCCAUGUUUUGACUAUGAAAGCAACAUAGCUGGUGAACUAUACUAUUACCAGUUCUGGGUGGAUGAGCAGGGUGGUAUUUUGACUCUCCCUGGAACAGGGGUUUCCUUGUAUGUACCACCAGGAGCCUUAGAAAGCCAAACAUUGAUAACUCUGGGGAUUACCAGAAGAGAACAAGACAAGCUCCCAGUUGGUCCUGAUCAGGCACAAACAUCCCCUGUGGUAUUUUGUGAGCCCCAUGGAUUGAUGUUUAAAAAGAUGAUCUUCUUAACCAUCAGUCACUGCAUUCCUGAUGUACAUGGACUAAAUACCCAAAAAAACAUCUGGAGCUCAGAAACGGGGUUUGAUGAAUGUUGUGACUGGAAACUGCUGAAGGACAAUUAUUUUUCUAUGUUCCUACACAACAGGUGUAUAAUUGGCCUGCACCAUUUUACCAAACACAGCACCUCAUGCAACAAAAAGAAGAUGCAGGUGCAAGCCUAUGGGCAAUUGUAUGAUGUAGAAAGACGAAAACUUAAUCUAAAUGUUCACUGCAUAGCAGAUCUGCCAGAUGAAAGAGAGAAACUUGAAAAAGAAAUGUCAAAAUUGCAGUUCAAGUAUCUUGACUAUCGCUGUAUCAUUGUAUACUUGUGUGAACAUCACAAGGAAUGUAGUGGACUUUGUCUGGAAAUUGGUGAAUUUGAAAACUGUUGGAAAUUAACUAGAAAAGAAGAUCAUAUUCAGGAAGUCAGCUAUUUGGAUCUAGUUGAAGAUAUAGAUACACGUGCAGUAUUUCGUUUGGAGCCUGCUGACGGCCAGUGCCCCAGUGUCAUUGAGUGUGAGAUAAAGAUAUACAAAGCUCAACUGGAAAAUGACGAUAAUACCUGUAAAAAAAUAGUAAUAACAAAGAUGCUUAAAGAGCUCCUUAUGGCUGGUGAUUCUUUAAAGGCACUGCCAAAUGGUAAUCAUUCUGAAUACAGAAAUUUAGUUUCAAAUCAUAAUGCCAAACGUGAUGAAAAUACACAAAGGAAAGAAGCUUUUGAACAGUCUUUGGAAUAUGGAGAAAUGAAUGGGAAUUCAGAAUUGCCAUAUGAAGGGCCAAGAAAACCACAAAAUGAAGAAACAACAAGGAAAGAGCUGGAAGAAUCCUUUACAAGAAGAGGAGAUUCAGUGUCAGAACAUAUUAACUCCCAUUAUCAGUUGAUGCCAAAUGGGACAUUGCAGACCGCAGUAAAAUCACCAGAUGUUCGACCAAAAGUCAGACAGGGAGAACAUGAUUCUAGGAGGGAAUUGCCUUACACUGUAGAAUUGGCAGAAAGUGUCUCUGGAUCAGUCAAUCCUGAAAUCUCUUUGGAACAAAGCUUUGAGGGGUCACUAGUUCAGUAUGGUGCAGCACACGGUCAACAAUAUGCAGCUCAGUCUGACAGCCAGUUCAUUACAUGUGAAUUGUGGGAUUCUUUAAGUGAUGAAUUUAAAAAGGUCAAUGUUUGGGGAGGUAUUUUGAAACAUCUAAAUGGUCCACCAAAUUGUCCCAUCCCCUAUGUUGUCACCAUGGAAGUCAUAUUCAAUACGUUGUUAAAGGGAGAUGUGAGACGCCUGUAUCUCUUAUGCAUGGAUUUAUGCAAUGAAGCUCUUCUUGAAGGAGACAUCAUCAACCAAGUGAAGGAAGCAUGCCGAUAUAAGCUUGAGAAGUUGAAAAUUAUAAGUAGUUUUCGUUAUUUGAUUUGUACAAUGAACCCAGAAAUGAUGAGGAACCAUUUGGUGGCCGCUGGGAUGAUAGAACAUUAUGAAGAAGAUCAAUUUAAUGGGCCAAUGACUGAGGCAAACAGGAAACUGUUAAAUGUUAUUUUGAAGGCAGAAAUGGACAAACGUCCAUAUUCUACUUUACGUAAAGCACUACUAGAUGAAAACCUUUCUGAUUGUGCAAAUAAACUGAAAGUGAGAGAAGCUGAACUACAUCAAUUUUUUUAUCCGCAUUCACCACAGCACAUUCUAAGAGUGGGUUCCCAUGCCUAGAGAUCGAUCUAACUCCCAUGGGAGUCUCACUAAAUUGCUAUCAAAUAACCGGUUUAAAUGUCUGUCACGCCUACCCAAUCAGCUAGGGGAUAAAGAUAACUAUCCCCAAACAGCUUUACUAGGCAUGACAGACAUUUAAGCUGGUCAAGUUGACAAAAAUUUAGUGAGACUCCCCAGGGAGAUAGAUCGAUCCAAAUAUCUGUGGGAAUGGUCCCUAACUAUUGAACUCCUGCAGUGGAUUUGCAACCAUAACAGUAGACCAAUGGACAAGAGGAGACUAAGAUGUUUUUACGUUAAGAAUUGUCAGAACCAAAACAAUUAUGUAACAAACCUUGAUACAUUUUGUCAAAUAUAAAUGAUUAGGGCUUGCAAGAUUUGUAUCAUCUCAAGAACAUUGCUUAAUUAUUGCACUAGUCUUAUAACUCAGUUCAAAUUUUAUGUAAUUUUUUUUUUUUAAUGUCUUAUGCAUACAUUAAUUUUUUUUUAAUUUUACAAAUUUUACAG
This is a messenger RNA of Lingula anatina, 6606 nucleotides long. Its product is annotated as 3'-5' exoribonuclease HELZ2-like. Gene Ontology annotation, molecular function: RNA nuclease activity; zinc ion binding; 5'-3' DNA helicase activity. The record is from RefSeq and is a predicted model, not a curated record. NCBI's taxonomy places the organism in Eukaryota, Metazoa, Brachiopoda, Lingulata, Lingulida, Lingulidae.